Messenger RNA from Lampris incognitus (smalleye Pacific opah), 1563 nucleotides. RefSeq names its product G protein-activated inward rectifier potassium channel 1-like. Gene Ontology annotation, molecular function: G-protein activated inward rectifier potassium channel activity. Gene Ontology annotation, biological process: regulation of monoatomic ion transmembrane transport; potassium ion import across plasma membrane. The coding region runs from base 1 to 1563 and encodes 520 amino acids. The record is from RefSeq and is a predicted model, not a curated record. Gene Ontology annotation, cellular component: plasma membrane. Lineage: Eukaryota; Metazoa; Chordata; Actinopteri; Lampriformes; Lampridae. The transcript is spliced from 3 exons.
AUGUCUGCGAUACGGAGGAAACUAGGCGAGGACUACCAGGUGGUGAACACCAGCCAGGGCACGACCUUCUCCGCGCCGGCCAAGAGGAAGCGGCAGAGGUUCGUGGAGAAGAACGGCCGCUGUAACGUGCAGCACGGCAACCUGGGCGGGGAGACCAGCCGCUACAUCUCCGACCUGUUCACCACGCUGGUGGACCUCAAGUGGCGCUGGAACCUACUUAUAUUCAUCCUCACCUACACCGUGGCGUGGCUGGUCAUGGCCUCCAUGUGGUGGGUCAUCGCCUAUAUACGCGGCGACCUGAGCCAAGGCGGCCACGACCCGUCCUACACGCCGUGCGUCGCCAACGUCUUCAACUUUCCCUCCGCCUUCCUCUUCUUCAUCGAGACGGAGGCGACCAUCGGCUACGGGUACCGCUACAUCACCGACAAGUGCCCCGAGGGCAUCAUCCUGUUCCUGUUCCAGUCGCUGCUGGGCUCCAUCGUGGACGCCUUCCUCAUCGGCUGCAUGUUCAUCAAGAUGUCGCAGCCCAAGAAGCGCGCCGAGACGCUGAUGUUCAGCCAGGACGCGGUCAUCUCGCAGCGGGACGGCAGGCUGUGCCUCAUGUUCCGCGUGGGGAACCUGCGCAACAGCCACAUGGUGUCCGCUCAGAUCAGGUGCAAGCUCAUCAAGUCUCGCCAGACCCCGGAGGGUGAGUUUCUGCCCCUGGACCAGUGUGAGCUGGACGUGGGCUUCGGGACGGGGGCCGACCAGCUCUUCUUAGUGUCGCCGCUCACCAUCUGCCAUGAAAUCAACACCAAGAGUCCGUUCUUCGACCUGUCGCAGCGCUCGCUGAUGAACGAGCAGUUCGAGAUCGUCGUCAUCCUGGAGGGCAUCGUGGAGACGACUGGUAUGACAUGCCAGGCCCGCACGUCCUACACGGAGGACGAAGUCCUGUGGGGCCAUCGCUUCCUCCCCGUCAUGUCCCUGGAGGAGGGCUUCUUCAGAGUGGACUACUCCCAGUUCCACAACACUUUUGAGGUCCCCACGCCCCCGUACAGCGUCAAAGAGCAGGAGGAGAAGCCCCCCCUGGCUUCGUCGAAUCCCCUGCCAGCAGCGCCCAUCUCCCCCUCCCCUCCCUUGGGCACUGUCAGCGCCACGUUAGGUCGCAGGGAGAGACUGCUGUCGGUGGACUGCGGGGACUAUGUCAAGGACCAAGUGCCUCGGCUACCGAGCAAACUCCAGCGCAUGAGCUCCACCAAGGAGGAGCACUUCCGCAGGGGGUUGAAGACGGGGGCCACGCCGCACAAGGGCAAGGCCUCCAGCACAGGAGACCUGCCACUUAGGAUUCAAAGGUUGAGGUCAAGCUCCUAUCCCACCGGAGGGCACGGGGAGCCGGAGGAGCAGGUUCAGUUGUUGGCGCUGGACGGAGACGCUGGAGAGGUGGAGCUGGUGGAACAAAGACUGCCGCCGGCCCCCAACCCCAUCGCUGCACCGGCCCCCUCCUCAGCCCAGAUCCCUCUGGUAGGGGCCUGGCCGGAGGACAACCUGCCUCCGAAAUUACGCAGAAUGAACGCUGACCGUUGA